AUGGAUUCAGGAAGCAGUAGGAAUUUGGAGAAUACAGUGAAUAGGGUCCAUCCUGAUCAGCUUAUUCCAAAGAUAAACACAAGCAAGAAAAUGUCUACCUUAGCAAACCAACCAAGCAUCCUGGAAAUGUCACAAGAGUUUAAGAAAAGCUGUGGAGAAAAACAGGUAGAAAUCACAGCUGAAAGAAUAAAAAUGGCAAAGAGCAUCAAAGAAAAACAAAGUAAUGAUUUAGAGAAAGUGGCCUUUAAAAGGAAGGCAGAAAAUGAAGAAAAGCCAGCUGCAAAGAAAGAGGCAAAAAUAACAGAACUUGACAGCACGUUGGUCACCAUGCCUCUGCCUCACAUUCCCUUAAAAAAUAUCAUGGAUGUGGAGGUGAAGUUGGUCUACAUUGAUGAAGAGGAUGUGAACUAUGAGUUUGUUGAGUCCUUCAUGUCGACUGGGAUUCGACCAAUGUGCCGAGCUGCUGAAAUAGUAGACCCUUUGCAUGUACCUAAUGUCAGCUUUCUACCCCAGAUUGACAAAUGGCUUCAGGUAGCCUUAAAGGAUGCCAGCUCUUGCUACAGACAAAAGAAAUAUGCUGUGGCAGCAGGACAGUUCAGAACAGCAUUGGAGCUUUGCAGCAAAGGGGCAGCUCUGGGAAAACCAUUUGAAGCAUCUGCUGAAGAUAUAUCAAGUGUGGCAAGUUUCAUCGAGACAAAGCUUGUUACCUGCUAUCUACGCAUGAGGAAACCUGACCUUGCCCUGAAUCAUGCACACAGGAGCAUUGUUUUAAACCCAGCUUAUUUCCGAAAUCAUCUUCGCCAGGCAACAGUGUUUAGAUGUCUAGAGAGAUAUUCAGAAGCUGCCCGGAGUGCCAUGAUUGCUGACUACAUGUUCUGGCUCUGUGGAGGAAGUGAACAGUGUAUAAGCAAGCUCAUCAAACUGUAUUGGCAGGCCAUGAUUGAAGAAGCCAUCACCAGAGCAGAAUCUUUCUCAGUUAUGUAUACACCAUUUGCAACAAAAAUCAGAGCUGAUAAAAUAGAGAAAGUAAGAGAGGUUUUCACAAAAACUCAUCCUGCAUAUGUGGAAUAUAUCUAUACAGAUCUUCAAGGACUCCACGUAUUGCCCCAGACAGUUGACUGGUCAUCUUUUCCUCCCCAACAAUAUCUCUUGACUCUUGGGUUCAAAAACAAAGAAGAUGGGAAAUUUUUGGAAAAAUUAUCAAGUAGGAAGCUGCCUACAUUUACAGAACAUAAAACUCCCUUCGGUCUGCUGACCAAAGAAGACACAGUGAGACACAUGGAGACAAUGGGGAAGCGAAUCUUGCCAAUACUGGAUUUUAUUAGAAGCACCCAACUGAAUGGGAGUUUCCACGGGUGCUCAGGUGUGAUGGAGAAGUUGCAAUACGCCAGCCUCCUCAGCGGACUGCAGAGAGUAAAGGAGCAGUCCCAAGUGAUCAAUCAAGCCAUGGCAGAGCUAGCAACCAUUCCCUAUCUACAGGACAUCAGUCAACAGGAGGCAGAAUUGCUGCAGUCGCUAAUGGCAGAUGCUAUGGACACCCUUGAAGGAAGAAGAAACGAUAAAGAACGUGUGUGGAAUACAAUCCAAAAGGUUGGUCGAAUUGAAGACUUUCUAUACCAAUUAGAGGACAGUUUCUUAAAAACUAAAAAACUGAGAACUGCCCGAAGGCAAAAAACAAAACUGAAGCGGCUUCAAACUGUGCAGCAAAGCUAG
This is a messenger RNA of Neogale vison (American mink), 1713 nucleotides long. RefSeq names its product spermatogenesis associated 16 (gene SPATA16). The transcript is spliced from 10 exons. The coding region runs from base 1 to 1713 and encodes 570 amino acids. Lineage: Eukaryota; Metazoa; Chordata; Mammalia; Carnivora; Mustelidae. The record is from RefSeq and is a predicted model, not a curated record. Gene Ontology annotation, molecular function: protein binding. Gene Ontology annotation, biological process: spermatogenesis. Gene Ontology annotation, cellular component: Golgi apparatus.